AUGAAAAUUCUUAACGUGAAGCUAACUAAAGGGGGAAGAGAGUAUCAUGCUUCUAUAGCAGUCAGCAAAGAUAUGCCAGUCGAAGAAUUCAUGAAUUUACUAUCUGCAUCACUCCCAAUUCCUGAUUCAAUUAUAAUAGGUUUUAAGGACAUUGAAGGAGUUUUAGUUAUCCCCAGCUUAAUCUGCAGAGAGCCUGAAAUCCUCCGCACAGACGACUAUGACUUAAUUCUCCGUGAUAAGUCCCAGCCAUCUCGUCCUACCUCUGCAAACCUCAGGCAGCCUGAAGAGCAGCUUUCCCACAUCUUGUCCAGCAUCCGGCUAAAGUACCACCUUUCAGAAGACGAGUUUACCAGCCUUCGAAGCUGAAUCAGAGAAAAUAACCGCACAGUCCAUCAAAUUUUACAAAAUUAUUUAAGGGAAAAUAAUGUUGAAGGAUUUUCUGACUGAAUUUUUAACAGCUCCAGAUCACAUAGGAAAAAUAUAGAAAAUGACGAAGAGAUUAAAGAAGAAUUAAAAAUAAACAGAAGCCAAGUAAACUUAGAAAGGCCACAGACCACUAGAGCCAAUAUGAGACCUAUGACGAGAGAUGACGAUAUGAGGCGAGGAUAUCAAAAAUAUAUACAAGUGGUUAUAGAGCUAGAACAGAGAGGACUUUUGGACCAAAAAGAUUUAGGAGUGAUAAAAGCACUUAUAUUGAGAGACAAUAAAGACGCAAUGAGGGAGCUUGGCAGCUAUUUUAUGCAUGGGAUAUCUUUAGAUGAGCUGGGGAUAAGGCUUCAAAGAGUAGCUGAUAAGCUCAGCUCAGGCAUGGAGAGGCCGAGUUCUCCAAUUCCAAGAAAAAAAGAACUUCACCUACUAGUAGAGUCUUUAGUUAAAGCAAAUUUGCCCUCAAAAGAAGAUAUUGACAUUUUAAACAAUUUAAUAGCAGACGAAAAUGAAUUUGUAUUUUCUGCUUUUGACGUGUUUGAAAGUGACAGAGACCAAGAAGAAUUAAUUGACUCCUUACUAAGGGCUAUAAAAAAACAGAAAAAAAAUAAUAAAGAGCCAUUGCCUAGCAACUCAUUUUAUCCUGACCCGCCACCUAUAGAAACAGCUCCACAUACCCAAGAAAUUGAUUAUAAUUUUAUGUGGAAAAUUAUUCAGGAUUUUAAUAUAGGCGAAAACUGGAGUUUUGAGCUAAAAGGAACCUUAAAAGCCCUAAUGCAGUCUGCAAGUAAAAUAAUGCAGGUAGCUUUUGAGCAGUUUAUCAAAAAUGAGGAUAAUGAUUUAUUAGAGGAGGAGCUAAAAAACAUUGUCAAUUUGUAUUUUCAUGUACUGAUGGCACAGUGCUUUACGCCAAGGCAUAUAAAAAUGAUAAAAAAUCAAGAAAAAUUAGGCUCACUAGAAGAUAUAAGCCAAAAAUUCGCAAAUGAUGGAAAUGUGUAUAAAUUUUUUAUAGGGAUUAUUGAGCUGCUAGAUUUAAAAGAUGUGCAGAAUCCAAGAAAUAGAAUUUUGGAGCACGUGGCGCAUUUGUUAGAAGAUAAUGAAAAUAUAGAAGACCCAUUAGACGCGUAUGAUACUUUGACUAAUAUUUUGUCGAAUUCUAAAAAUCUAUGCUUAUUUAUACGAAUUAACAGCAUUUUUUGCUGAUAAUAUAAUAAGUAAAGCAGAAAUUUUAAUUAAAUGUAAUAGGAAUAUCAGAUUUCAGCCAAAUAUUGACGAGACUAUAUGAAGACCAAAAUCCAGAAUUAAUUGGAAUUAUCCAAAGCUACCACAAUGGGGCACCUAUUGAAGGAGUUGAAGAAGAUUUAUUAAAAUUAAUCGCAAAAAAUAAAAAUGACGAAGAUUUUGGCAGCGAUUUAAUUGAUAUUAUUCAGUCAGAUUUCACAGAAGAGCAGCUAUUUUUAAUAAGAGAUUUAAUUUCAAAUAAAGACCCAUGCCUUUUUGAUGCAUAUGAAAAUUAUCAAAAUUCCAAAAAUAAAGAAGAAGAUUUAAUAAAGGCUUUAAUAUACAUAAAAUGGCCGGAGACGAGCGACCCGUCCUUCCGUGGCGGAUGUCCUUAUGUAUACCGGACGUGGUUUUGGAUGCGGAGAACUACUCAAGGGAAGAGUUAGCCUCGAGGCGAGAGGCCCAGCCCAAUUUCCGCUGAUUUUGGGACUUGGCCCGGGCAGCAGUUUUUCGCAUUCUUUUUGCCAGUAGCGCCGAGGCCCAGACUCGGUGCCCGAAAGAGGCAGGGUGAACUACCUGCCUAGGCUACUUGGUGGCUUAGCUCCGAAUCCCGCAAGGGGUUGAGUUCUUUCUUGGAGAUAAUCCGGGAAAGAGGGGAGGCGAAGCUCGACACAGAUCUCAAGGGCACAAGUCUUUCCAGUCGAAAAGGGUCCCGAUCAAAAGGGGCGAUCUGGCCAGAGGCGAGCAGGGUUGGGUAGUCAUGGCCUCGAGUUGGAAAUUGAUGGUUCCCAGCAAAAUCCGUAUGACCCAGAUCAGGAGGGAAAUUGCCACUACCGAGAAACCGGGGAUUUCGGCCCGGGCUCGAGUGCCUUUUAGGGAGCCACCCCGCAGCGGGUCCGCUGCGGAACGCGAAGACUUUGGAAGUAGGGACUAUAAACACACAGCUUUAAUCUAAUUUAAUAAAGGCUUUAGGAAGCUUAAUAAACACCCCAGACAAUGAAUUUUUGGUAUUUAUCCAAGAAAAUUUCGACGAAGAAAAACAAGAAAAAUUGAUAAAAAUGAUGAAUGAGCAGGAUUCCAGGCUAAAAUCAGCUAUAAGCCUCUAUGAUUUUACAACAGAUAAAGACUCUCUUAUAGAAACACUAAAUUUCCUACUGAGAGAAGACCCUAACUAA
This is a messenger RNA of Blepharisma stoltei, 2822 nucleotides long. Lineage: Eukaryota; Ciliophora; Heterotrichea; Heterotrichida; Blepharismidae. The record is from the annotation of a GenBank genome assembly.